Molecule: messenger RNA, 1912 nt
Organism: Danaus plexippus (monarch butterfly)
Lineage: Eukaryota; Metazoa; Arthropoda; Insecta; Lepidoptera; Nymphalidae
Product: procathepsin L-like
Exons: 8
Coding region: 170-1393 (407 amino acids)
Cellular component (GO): lysosome
Molecular function (GO): cysteine-type endopeptidase activity
Source: RefSeq, a predicted model, not a curated record
UAUACCAUGAUAAUGAUUUUACUCAAUAUUAUUGCAGUAAUAAGGUAGAGAAUUCACUGAAUCUUAAAAUGUCUUAAUCUAAACAGUUCUUAUUAUACUACUCUCGGAUUUCUCAGCGACAACUCGGACGCUGUUAUUCUAUAAUUGUUUAUAAUUAAUUAAUCUGAACAUGUUUAUAUUCCUAGUGUUCAUUUCACUUGUAAACGGACAUUUUCCGUUAAACGAAACCAUGUUUAAACCGAGAUGUCAUCUAAAUAGAAAUAAAUUAAUAAAACGUUGCUUAGCUCCAGAUUUGGAAGAACAAUACUCGAAUACAGAAACUUUUAAAAUGACUUCUUUACCGCUGUUUAAAAAAACUGCCAGAACUAGAGAUUAUCUGUCGCCGUUCAAUGAAAGUGGAGUGCAAAGAAGUCGAGAGAAAUGCAAAUAUAGAAAGGAUUAUAUUGUUCGAGUUCCUGAAAAUUUGCUGGACGUACACUGGGAGGAGUAUAAAACGAAAUACAAUAAAAAGUAUCAGAGCAGGUUUCACGAGAGGUCAGCGUUAUCGACUUGGAGAAGCAAUAUGAAGAGGGUGGCGGGUCACAACCAGGAGUACCUCGCCGGCAAACAGGCGUACACACUGCACCUGAACCACUUCGGGGACUGGUCCAUAUUUAGUUACAUCAAGCAGUUGUUGAAACUGAUCAGAACCUUACCCCUGUUCGACCCGGCAGAGGACCGCCGCAGGACGACCUACCGGAACACCUUUGACACCCGACUGCCAGAGAGGGUGGACUGGCGGGAGAAGGGUUUCCGUCCUCGUUUGGAGGAGCAGUUCCACUGUGGAGCGUGCUACGCCUUCGCCAUCACACACGCUGUUCAGGCUCAAGUCUACAAGCGACACGGAGACUGGAGGGAGUUGAGCCCGCAGCAGAUAGUGGAUUGUAGUUUUAAGGAUGGCAACUUCGGCUGCGACGGAGGUUCCUUACAAGCGGCUCUGAGGUACGUGGCGAGGGAUGGUCUCAUCAGGGAGACAUAUUACCCUUACAUCGGUCAAAGAGGCGCUUGUCAUUACAACAGUGAGUCCGUGUCGGCCCGCGUCCGGCGCUGGUCCUCCCUCCCUCCGGGAGACGAAGCAGCCAUGGAGCGAGCACUGGCCACGCUCGGACCACUAGCCGUCGCCGUCAAUGCAGCGCCGUUCACCUUCCAGUUAUACAGAAGUGGCAUAUACGAUGAUCCAUUCUGCGUCUCCUGGCACCUCAACCACGCCAUGUUGCUAGUGGGAUACACGCCAGACUAUUGGAUACUACUUAACUGGUGGGGAGAGCAGUGGGGGGAAAACGGAUACAUGAGGAUAAGAAGAGGACUGAAUAUUUGCGGGGUGGCAAAUAUGGCGACUUAUGUGGAACUAUAAAGUGUAAUAACAUUACUGGCAAGUUUGAAAAGUUACGCCACUGUGUGACAGAAUUAUAUUGCAACAAACAAACAGACCUAAGAUAUUGACAAAAUGUUUUUUUUAUUAAGUUAAAUAGAUCUCUUGGGUACCGGCCCUGUAGAUAACCUUUCUUUGCGUAUAUAAAAUGUACCACACACAUGUUAUUAUAUAAACAUUUAUCUUUAACGUUUAUUGUUCCUUACACCUUCCAGUUUAGCGACAUCUGUUUUUCAAACAUUGUAACCUGUCUGAUGUAAUUAGAAAUUUAAAAACAGUGUGUUCGUCAGUUACUUUAUUCCUUUUGUAGACAUCUCUAUUUCGGGGAAAUCCAAACUUCGAUUAAUCUUGAAAUUUCAUAGAAGACUGUUUUGAGACGACCAUAUUUAAAUCCGUACAUAAAAUUGUAAUAAAUUUUAUUAUUAAAUAAACAAAAAUGAAAUUGACUUUGUUUCUACAACAUACGUCUCCAAAAAUCGAUACUCAUUGUGAUAGUGAGUU